This is a messenger RNA of Pisolithus orientalis, 915 nucleotides long. RefSeq lists its product as uncharacterized. The record is from RefSeq and is a predicted model, not a curated record. NCBI's taxonomy places the organism in Eukaryota, Fungi, Basidiomycota, Agaricomycetes, Boletales, Pisolithaceae. Bases 1 to 915 code for a protein of 304 amino acids. The transcript has 2 exons.
AUGCCGACAGACAGGUUGUCGAGCGCAACUCCGAAAAUAGUUCGACUCGUCCGGCGUAAGUCCAGUAUUGUCCCGAAGUUAAUCGUCCCGACCGCUCCUCUCAGACCCCAAGCGCCUAACUCUACCAGUUUGCUCCAACCUAACCCGACGGGGACAUACGAACCAACAGUUCCAGACAUCCUCACUGUUCGAUCUUAUUUUCUACUACGCCUUCCCUAUGAGCUUGUCGACAAAAUCUUAGACGAAGCUUGCUACUGGACUCACAGCACGGUCACAGUAAAAUACCCUGCUUGUGCAGACAGUCGGUACUCAGCGGAUCGCAUGUAUAUGCGCACACUCCCCCUUGCAAUGCCCGGAACUGAAGGUGAUUUCGUCUUUUCUCCUCAAGAACCCAAGGAAAUUCGCCUCGGCACAGGCCUAGAAAGGAGUAACCUCUCCUUAUACCACAGGUUACAUCCAUGCCGCCGGAUCGUGUUUGAGUUGUGGAGCCACGACCAGGGCUGGUCCUCCAGCGCCUUAGACCGCGGAACGUACAACGGAUCAUUCAGCUGGUGGGACGCUUCCUUCGAGACCCCACAUCCGGAGAUCGCUUGUAUCGCGAAUAUCUCCUGGCCAUCUUUGCUCAAUGAACAAAUCCGCCCUUCCAUCUCAAACGAUAAAUCGCUCCAGCGAAAUUUACAUGUGGUGUACAAGACAACUCACCAUACAGUGGAGUGGAGCCAUAUCGAUGAGGCUAUUUCUGCAGAGGAUCAACACGCACUCGAGGAUCUCGGACGAGGUCGGUUGUCAGGUGAUGGGAGCUUCGUGCGUAACUUGAAAGUGGGAGAUUGCAUUGUACUGUGGGCAAGUGCGAGAUUCCCGGGGUGGCAAAUGUACGCGGAGAAGGCAAAGAUCAGUGUCUAUUGGGCAGUCUAG